UAAAUAAAAAAUGACGUGUCCCCCUUAUUUCAUUUAUUAAUAAAAUCUCUUCAUCUCUGUCUUCUGUUUCUCUCGUGAGUUCUUUCUAGGUUUCGUUCCUUUACUUCGAAAUCAAAGAGCUCAAGCUUCUUUGGUACGUUUCUUCUUCUUCUCCUUUAUUUUGAUUCUACGCUCUUUAAACGGUGCCGUUUCUUCAGAGUUUUGGAAGAUGGGAUAAGUUAAUACGUGUUUUAUUACCAUCCUCCUAUGUUUUUGCUCUGAAGAUUGAUAGAGAUGAUGAUGAUGAUGACUUUAAUGCCGAUGCAAAUGCUGAUAAUGAUGAUGAAAAGGAGAUUUGCUAGUUUUAGGCAUUUGAAGCAGAUGGGUUGGAAGGGUUUGGUAGUCUAGAUAUUGGAGUAAUAUGGCUAUUGCUGGUCUACACAAUGUUUCUGUGCUUGAAAAUUCAUUUCUAAGGGAGUCUCAGUCUCAAGCAUCGAGAAGGCGGGAAAAUGGUAGCACCCGGGCAUCCUCACUCCUGCAGAUGUGGCGGGAGCUUGAGGAUGAGCAUGUGGUGAGUCAUGCUCAAGAGAGAGUUAGUGAAAGAAUGCUCCAACAAAGGGGUGAUGACCUCUCCAUGACUGAUCUUUCUGAUAGAAAUAGUGAUUUACAUAGUGGUGUUUCAGAGGAUAUGAGCGUGAGUGAGAAUGACUUUGGACAAUGGUCCCCAGAUCGAUUUGGGUCGCAGAGUGGGAAUGAGGAUUCAAGUAAUUUUAAUUGUGAACACUUGUCUGAUUUGGGGGAAGUAGAAAGGGAAAGGGUAAGGCAAAUUUUUCGGGAGUGGAUGAACAGUGGUGGCAGGGAACGUACAUCUAAUGGUUCCCAUAGAAACAACAGUUCAAGGGCCCAGUGGCUUGGUGAAACUGAACAAGAGAGAGUUAGAAUUAUAAGGGAGUGGGUGCAAAUGAAUAGCCAGCAGAGAGGUGCUUGUAUUGACAGUAGAGAAGAGCAAGCUUCUGAUGUUGGUGGACAAAUUGCACGCGUUCUUGACGGACUGGUGGUUAACCAGAAUGAAGGCCGGACUGAGCACGUGCGUAGGGGCAUUAGGAAAUUAUGUGGUCGACAGGCCCUGCUUGAUAUGCUUAAAAAGGCUGAGAGAGAACGGCAGACAGAGCUUCAGGGGUUGUUGGAGCAUCGGGCUGUAUCAAAUUUUGCCCAUCGCAACCGCAUUCAGUCAUUAUUGAGAGGUAGAUUCUUGAGAAAUGACAGAAUGGUUGAAGAUGACAGAUCUAUCUCCAUUGCAGCCAGUGAAUUAGGCUUAUUAAGACAAAAACAGACCGUAUCUGGUCUAAGGGAAGGUUUUUUCUCCAGACUGGAAAAUUCUGGUUGUGGUCCUGCAAGCAGUAACCGUUCCGAUACAUCAUCUUACGCUGACACUAAUGGUGAUAGAAAUGUACAAAACAAAGUAUAUAAUUCAGAUGAGGUCAUAGAUGGAUUAAAUGACCAAUCUGAACAUGAUAACGAGGAAACUUAUAACCAAAGGUUUUUGGAUGGUAGAACUGAUUUAGAGGCUGAUGUUGUUGAAGACAUAAGUUGGCAAGAAACUUCUGCUUGUGUAGAAGAGUGGCAUGAACAAGUUUCUGAGACUGUGGUUAGAGAAUGGCAGUGGUUGGCCAGUGUUGAGUCCAAUGAAAGCAGAGAUGUUAUUGGACAAGUCUUGGAUGGGGACUGGCAAGACAAUCUUGCUAAUGAGUUGCCCCUUAAAACUUCACAAAAUGAAGCCGGAGAACAUAGUAAUCUAGAAGAGGUUGUUGAAGCAUCUUACGAACAUUCUCCCCAAGCUGGUGAGAGAAGUGGGACCCAUGGGUUAAUGAAUGUUCUAGAAAAUCUAGAAAGGAACCCGGUUCAAUAUAUUGAUGGGCAAGAAUCUGCCUCUCAAGUUGAACAAUGGCAGGAAGAGUAUCAGGAAAAUGUGGAUGCAGAUUGGCAGGAAGCUAGUGUUGAGUAUAACGAGUUGAUGGAUGGUGGUAAUGAAGAAGCCUCUGACAUGCAUCAUGAGGACGGUGGGAAUGAAGAUGUAGGUUAUGAUCAUCUGCAAGAAGCCCUUGACAUGCAACACGAGGAUGGCAGCUUGCAUGAGGCUACACAGAAUUGGUUGCAAGGGUCUCACAGUCAAGAACCUGUUGCGGUUGGAAGAACAGACACAUUUUUUCCUGAUGAUGAUAAUGUACACAGUAUGGAACUGAGGGAACUGUUAAGCAGGAGAAGUGUGUCUACGCUUCUUAAUAGUGGUUUCCGUGAGAGUCUCAACCAGUUGUUACAAUCAUAUGUGGAAAGGCAAAAUCAUGCUACUAUUGACUGGGAGCUAAAUGAAACAUCUGCUGCUCCUGCAUCACUUGAACAUGAUAUAGAAGAGCAAAGAAGGGAUCAGAAUGAGGGUCAAGGAGAUGCUGAGAGUCCUUUAAUUGGUCUUCCUUCACCCAGAAUGCCACCUAUGCAGCCACUUUGGGACCAGGAUUCACACCAUUAUAAUUGGGCUCCAGAUGAUGUGCAUCAGCGCUUUGGCAUUGAGUGGGAGAUCAUUAGUGACUUGAGGAUUGACAUGGCUAGACUGCAGCAAAGGAUGAAUAACAUGCAGAGGAUGCUGGAGGCCUGCAUGGAUAUGCAACUUGAGUUACAGCGGUCAAUUAGACAAGAAGUUUCUGCUGCUCUGAACCGUACUGCUGGUUCACAAGGGAUGAUUGAUGACAACUUGCCCAAGGAUGCAUCUAACUGGGAUAAUGUUAGGAAAGGAAUCUGUUGUAUAUGCAGUGAAGGCAAUAUCGAUUCAUUACUGUACAGAUGUGGGCACAUGUGCACAUGCUCAAAAUGUGCCAAUGAGCUGGUCCAAGGUGGAGGAAAGUGUCCAAUGUGUCGAGCACCAGUAAUUGAGGUCAUCCGUGCUUACUCAAUCCUUUAAUAUGAAGAGUAUUUAUAUCUAAUAAAAGAACAAAAGAAAAUAGAAAAAUUUGGAUUAACAACUACAGAAUCUUUCAUCAGUUUUUUGCUCCUGGAUCACUCCAGGUAUCUAAUUUUUUUUUCCCUUUCUUAGUCCCUUGCCGUGAUUUGAUAUACAGUACAUAAAUUGAGUGUAUUGAUUGGAACAGAAAAUGUCAUCAUUCAAA
Molecule: messenger RNA, 3140 nt
Organism: Durio zibethinus
Lineage: Eukaryota; Viridiplantae; Streptophyta; Magnoliopsida; Malvales; Malvaceae
Source: RefSeq, a predicted model, not a curated record